UCGGUGUUUUCAUUUCGCAAGUUCGCGAUUCAUCUUGCUCGUAGAGAUCACAAAGCCGUGAUCGAAAUCCCGCCCUAACCACUCCCAUUCUGCGGAGCCUCGAUCAGCAUUAACUGAGUCCCGUGUCUCUCAAACUACCGUAGUGACCGUGAGACAUGGGCGAUUUUCUUCACGCCACGGAUUUGGGCUCGGAUACGGACGACGAGGAUUACGUGCCCGAGGAGCCCCAAGAAGUUUUGUCCGAGGAAGACGAUGACGGUGAUGUAGGCCAAUCCAGUCGCCCAGGAUCCCAAAAGAAGUCGAAGAAAAAGAACCCGGGAGGGCCAGAUUCGCUCAAACGAGGAGCGAUUUUUGAGCUGGAUGAAGAUGAGAAACGGGCGGAGGCCCAGCGACGCAAGGAAUUUGAUCUGGAAAAAGUCGAGAUCAAAGCCGAGGAGGAGAAAAAGAAAACUGACGAUCUCUGGGCAGAUUUUAAAAAGGAGUCGAAUGCCAAACCUAAGCCCAAACCCGUUGCUGGAACCGGAUUGGGUGCUCUUACAUCCACUGUCACCUCAUCCAAAAAAGGGGGAGGGUCAAGAAGCUUGCUGAGCUCUAUCUUUGACUCCAAACCUGCGAAAGAGAAUCCAGCCCCUCAAUCCAAGCCCAGAAGUUUACUCAGUUCGAUAUUUGAUAAGAAAGAGGAGAGUCCAAAACCAACAGAGCCGUCCAAAGAGGUGAAGGAGGAAUCAAACGAAGAUGCCAAGCUCAAAAUCACUCAGGUCUUUGAUUUUGCCGGCGAAAACGUUGAAGUCACCAAAGAAGUGGAUAAGAACUCAAAAGAGGCCCAAAAGUUUCUCAAGGCUCAAGAAAAAGUGAGUGGAUCGACUGCCACACUCCCAAAUGCUGUCGCCAAAAGGCCAGCAGUGGGUGGGUUGGCCAGUAUUAUGAAUGAAAUCUCGGGCAAAAAGAAGAAGAUGGGUUGUCUGGACAAGUCCAAGAUGGAUUGGGACUCUUACGUAAACAAGGAAGGCAUUAAAGAAGAACUGACCACUCACAAUCGAGGCAAAGACGGAUUCGUGGAAAAGCAAGAAUUCUUGGAACGGGCCGAUCUUCGCCGAUUCGAAUUGGAAAAAACGGCCCGAGAAAAGACCCGCAAAACGUUGAACAGAUGAAGCAUAUCUCGGGGAUCUCCCCACAUCCCUUGCUACAUCCAGAGCAUUACCAACCCACGACAUACAUUCUUUUGUAACUAGCCUUGUCAUCAAUUCAUGCGAUAUGUCUGUAUUAAAUGUUGUGUACUCCUG
Molecule: messenger RNA, 1283 nt
Organism: Tigriopus californicus
Lineage: Eukaryota; Metazoa; Arthropoda; Copepoda; Harpacticoida; Harpacticidae
Gene: Yeti
Product: craniofacial development protein 1-like
Exons: 4
Coding region: 156-1151 (331 amino acids)
Source: RefSeq, a predicted model, not a curated record